AUGACCACAACAAUUCCUGGUUCGUUGGUUAAUAAGACCAAAAAGCACUUUAUGGGAAUGUCCGCCCCAGCUGGCUAUGUUGCUGGUGUUGGAAGAGGCGCUACUGGAUUUACUACAAGAUCUGAUAUUGGACCUGGCGUUGAUUUGCCCGCUGAUCCUGGGAUGGCUGGGGCAGCUGCAGGGGCAACUCCAGCUAAAAAGCCUAAAGAUGACGAUAAUGAUGAGCCUGAAGAUUUAAAUGACGCUAACUACGAUGAGUUCGAAGGUUAUGGAGGAAGUUUAUUCGCAAAAGACCCUUAUGAUAAAGAUGACCAAGAAGCUGACGAAAUUUAUCACGCUGUUGAUAUGAGGCAAGAUGAACGUCGAAGGGAUUAUCGAGAAAGAAAGUAUAAAGAAGCAGUCGAAAACUACAGAAAAGAAAGGCCCAAAAUUCAACAACAAUUUAGCGAUUUGAGAAGACAAUUGGCAACAGUCAAGGAGGAGGAAUGGGCAUCAAUUCCUGAAGUUGGUGAUAGCAGAAAUAGAGCAAAGAGGAAUCCAAGAAUGGAAACUUUCACGCCUGUACCUGACUCUGUUAUAGCUUCAGCAAUGGGCUAUGGACAAAUGAACACAGUAAUGGAUUCAAGUAUCCAAAAUGGAAUUUCUACUCCUUAUUCUGGUUUUCAAUCUUCUUUGGGUGGCGGCUUUCAAUCAACCUUUGGCGGAUUCCAAUCAAUUUUAAAUCCUGGAUUGGUCACUCCAGGUUGGAAGACUGGGUCAGGAACGUCUUCGGACUUGGAUUUGCGCAAAAUUGGACAAGCAAAAAAUCGGAUUAUGGAUAUUAGACUUAACCAGGUUUCGGAUUCUGUUUCUGGCCAAACUGUGGUAGACCCAAAAGGUUAUUUAACUGAUCUUCAAUCAAUGAUACCUCAAUUCGGAGCGGACAUGCAGGAUAUUAAAAAGGGUCGAAUGCUUUUGAAAUCCUUGCGUGAAACAAACCCAGAAAAACCUCAAGGUUGGGUAGCCUCUGCACGUUUAGAAGAAGCUAGUGGUAAAUUACAAGCAGCGAGGAAUUUAAUAAUGGAAGGACUUGAAAGGAUUGAUAAAUCUGAAGAUUUGUGGCUUGAAGCAAUUCGAUUACACCCUCCUAAUGUUGGAAAGAAUAUUGUUGCCAAUUCGGUUCGUGCUCUUCCCCAUUCAGUCAAAAUUUGGUUAAAAGCUGCUGACCUUGAAAUUGAUGUUAAAGGCAAAAGAAAAGUUUUGCGUAGAGCUUUGGAAAGUAAUCCAAGCUCAGUUCGUUUAUGGAAAGCCGCGAUAGAUUUGGAAGAUCCUGAAGAUGCUCGAAUGCUUUUGUCUAGGGCUGUUGAAUGUUGCCCUUUAAGUACUGAAUUGUGGCUGGCUUUGGCGAAAUUGGAGACUUAUGAAAAUGCUCAAAAGGUAUUAAACAAAGCUAGAGAAAAUAUUCCAACAGAAAGAAUGAUUUGGAUUGCAGCUGCAAGACUAGAAGAAACUCGUGGACAAGCUAAAAGAGUCCCAAUUUUAAUUGAACGUGCUUUAAUUUCUCUUCGUUCUGCACAAGUUGAAAUAAACAGAAAACAAUGGUUGGAAGAUGCUGUUGAAUGUGAGGCUGCUAAUUGCCCAUUGACUAGUAGAGCUAUUAUACAAAAUGUCAUAGCAAUUGGUGUUGAAGACGAAGAUAGAAAACACACAUGGAUGGAAGAUGCAGAAUGGUUUAUAACACAACAUGCAAUACAAUCAGCUCGAGCAGUAUAUUCCUACAUUUUAAAUAUAUUUUCAAAGAAGAAAAGUAUUUGGACUCGAGCAGCAUUUUUUGAAAGAGAAUUUGGUUCUGUUGAAAAUUAUGAAGAAAUUUUGAAGAAGGCAACAGAAAAUUGUCCAGAUGCUGAAAAUUUGUGGUUAAUGCAAGCAAAAUCGAGAUGGCAGGGAGGGGAUGUUGAAGGUGCUCGUCAAAUUUUAGCCCAAGCUUUUAGACAUAAUCCUAAUUCUGAAGAGAUUUGGAUGGCUGCGGUUAAACUUGAAUCGGAAAAUGAGGAAUUUGAUCGUGCACGAAAAUUACUUGAACGUGCUCGAAAUUCUGCACCUUCCCCCCGUUUUUGGAUGAAAUCUGCACGUUUAGAAUGGUGUUUAAAUGAUUUGGUUAGAGCAAAAGAAUUGUUAAAUGAAGGAAUUAAAUUAUAUCCAAAUUUUGAAAAAUUUUAUAUGAUUUUUGGACAAAUAUUUACACAAGAAGGCAAUUUUGAUGAAGCAAGAAAAUUUUAUAUUGAAGGAACUAAAAGAAAUGUUCAUUGUAUUCCUCUAUGGUUAUUGUUGGUUAGACUAGAAGAAUUUAGAGGAAGACAUAUAAAAGCGAGAAGUGAAUUAGAUAUUGCAAAAACUAAGAAUCCAAAAUGUGAUGAAUUGUGGUUGGAAGGUGUUAGAAUUGAAAUGAGAGCUGGACAGAGAGAAUUGGCACAAUCAAUGUUGGCUAGAGCUUUGCAAGAAUGUGAACAUUCUGGAAGACUUUGGGCAGAAGCUAUAUUCAUUGAAUUACGCCAUGCUAGAAAAACAAAAAUUGUGGAUGCAUUAAAGAAAUGUGAGCAUGAUCCUCAUGUACUUUUGGCUGGUUCUAAGCUUAUUUGGGCUGAAAGAAAAUAUAAAAAAGCGAGGGAAUGGUUUAUGCGAACAGUUAAAGUUGAACCUGAUUUUGGCGAUGCUUGGGCAUAUUUUUAUAAAUUUGAACAAAUUCAUGGAACUCAGGAACAAAAAGAUGAAGUAAAGAAGCGUUGUUUACAAGCAGAGCCACGCCAUGGAGAACUUUGGCAAGCAGCAUCAAAAGAUGUUAAAAAUUGGCGUAAAAGAACAGGGGAACUUUUAGAAAUAAUUGUUGUUAAAAAAAUGUUCUUCAAACAAUUUAUAGCAGCUUGCAACCAAAACAUAAUUCCUGUUCGUUAUGAAAGAUCUUUUAGAGGAUUAAAAAAGUUGAUGGAAAGGCAAGGUUUGGUACCUUUUAGUGAAGAUGAUCAGGCUUUUAAUUAUUUGGAAAGGAGGGCUGGAAUGUUGAAGCCAGUGCAUACCGUGGAAGAACAAAUUGAAUAUAUGGCUAGUGAAGCUUAUUGGAAUGUCUACAAAGAUAGACCAAUUUGGGAAACUUCUUGGAAACGUAAUUUACGUACACAAUUAAAAUGGCAACCACCAACCAGACUUUUUUGUAUUGACCGAAAUGGACGUUUUAAUGUAAAUAAUGCUUGCCCUGUUUGUCGAGACGAAUAUUUUUUCUUUGAUUACAGGAAUCCAAAAUUAAUGCAACAUUUUUUACAACCUGGAACUGACUUGCCCAUAUCUAAUUUAAAAACUGGUUUGUGUAUUGAACAGACAAUCAAUUUACAAGCUCAAGUGUUGAAAGCAAAGGAAAAUGGAACACUUCCAUUCAAUGUUGAAUUUCGUUAUUUUGAUUACAAAGAGUGGUAUCCAGAAUUAUGGAAAAAUAGAGAAGAUGAAACAACAAAGCUUGUCGGAGAUGAAGAACUUCCAAAAAGAAAUGUUUCUGUAGACGAUGUUUAUCAAAAUCCGGAUAUUGUAUUUCCUAUACAUAAUAGAGAUGUUAAUACAAAAUGGGAUGAGUGGUGGAUGAGACAAGAAAAAUUUACUAGAAAGGGGCGAUAA
This is a messenger RNA of Meloidogyne enterolobii, 3642 nucleotides long. NCBI's taxonomy places the organism in Eukaryota, Metazoa, Nematoda, Chromadorea, Rhabditida, Meloidogynidae. The record is from the annotation of a GenBank genome assembly.